UGGGCAAGAGAGAAAUUCAGCGUUUUACUCAUGAAUUAGGAUUUUCUCUGCAGGAAUAACAAGAAGUUCGAAGACACUGGAGUCGAAAUGACGUGAAGUCCUUUGUAUAGUUUCCAUUUAUCAGAUAUCAUCAAGGAGGGUCGGGCAGUAUGGCGGAGGGGGAGGAGGCCAUGAGCCAGGAGGACUGGAAGGAGAAGUGUAUGGUCCUGGAGGCGCUGCUCAUGAAGUUCAGAGUGCAGAUAAUCAAGAUUCGGGAACUCACUGCUGACAAGAUUCAACAGUUGGAGACGCAGGUGAUCGAUGCAGAAAAACGCGCUUUUACUGCUCACCAGCAGGUGCAGUGGAUGGAGGAGAAGCUGAAAGCUCCAGACAGUCAGUCCGGAGACUCAGAGGUGCGUUUGUUUCAGAGGUGCCAGGAGCUGCAGGCCCUAGUGCAGGAGAAGGAGGACGUUAUCGCCCAGCUGGAGCAGCAGCUGGAGGAGCAGAAACAGAGCCGACUCCAAGACGCCAAAACAGUGGAGGAGAAAGCAGCUAAGAUCAAGGAAUGGGUGAUGCUGAAGCUGUCAGAGUUUGAGGUGGAGAACGCAGCAUUAAGAGAAACCAACAAGCAACAGGAGGCUCAGAUUGUGGAGCUGCAGAAACAAGUGCAGGCCUUUGAGCAGAAGUGUGGUGGUGGUGGGCGAGGAGUCCUGUGUAGACCAGGAGAGGCCCAGCGUCUCAGCAGCCUGACGUUUGGCUGUUUCCAGGUGAGGGGGAAGAGCCCUCAGGUCCUUACUGGACCAGCACCCUGCCAGAGGACCCUCAGCACCCAGGGAGAGACUGAGGAAAGAGACAAAACUGAGAAGAAUAGUAAGCAGACAGCCUCCUCAGGAACAAACGGUGAAGUACAGAGACCGGAGCAGACCGGCCCACUGGGUCCUCCUCUGGAGGAUGACAGGGCAUCUGAAGGCCUUGGUGAGACUGCGUGUGGAUCUCGUGGUGUCUCCUCUUUGCUCUCCAGCGCUGCAUCAGAGGGUGAGGGAGCAGUAGGGUGUGAGGGCAGAGGAGGAGUUGGAGUGUGUGGUCUGGAGUUCAGUCGCCCCGGCAGUGAGACCUACCUGACUGCUUCAGAUGACAGCAGCUCUCUGUUUGAUGAUGACAUGCAGCGUGCUGAUCGGCCUGGCUUCAGCCUGUUAGGGUCAACAGAUGGGACACUGGGAGGGUGUAAGGAGGGAGAGGAGGAAGCACAUGGGGCCAAAGUGGAGGACUGCCCCUCCGAGGAGCUAAACAAACGUUUCCAAUCCCAGAGAAUAGACUCCUCAUCCUCCUCUAGCGAAACUAACACCCCCAGCCCCAUCCUCACACCAGCCCUCACCCCGAAACGACCCAACCCACCCCAGGACCCAAGGGACAACCCCGCCUCGCCAAAACAGCCUCGGCUGCGGACUCCAGCAGGGUUCGGGUUGAUGAAUGUGUCUCUGGCAAAGAAACACCUGAGCCAGCCACCAAUCAGCUCAGAGGCAACACACGGACAAACACGCAACGCUCUCAGCAUGCUGCGCCCCCUCCGGCCACAGGAAACCGACCUCGACCAGGAGCAGGAGGUUGGCAUGGAGACGGGCAAGGAUGCACCGAAAGUUCCUCUUACCUUAAAGACCUCACCUGGUUCACCUGAACCUGGCACAGAGGCCAACUCAGAGGGGCCAGACUGUGACAGCUCAGCACCCCCCACACCCCCUCUACACAGGCUGCCCUCCUGGGAGAGUCGAAUCUAUGCUGUGGCUAAAUCAGGAAUUCGACUAUCUGAGACGUCCUGCACAGACUCUGCUAGCAAAGACCCUUCGCUCCAGUCCUCCUAUCCUGCCUUUGUCAUGUACACAUCCCUCAUCUAUAAAAACAUGACUACUCCAGUUUACACUACUCUGAAGGGGAAAGCCACCUUGCUGAGCAGCAGUCCAUUCUCAGAUGAAUCGUCCAGCUCCGAGGAUUCAUCCAGCUCAGGAGAGGAGGACGGCUCCGUCUGCAGCUCCCACACCUCCUCCAGCUCCCGCAAGGACAGCAGUCCAGGCAGCCCGCGCUCUCUCAAGAGAGCUGUGUCCAUGUCCUCAAUGACAUCAGAGAGCGACUACGCCAUCCCUCCUGAUGCCUACUCCACCGACACAGAGUGCUCUGAACCGGAGCAAAAACUGCCCAAGACCUGCUCUUCAACCAGUGACAACGGCAAAAGUGAGCCGAUGGAGAAAUCCGGCUACCUGUUGAAAAUGGUGAAGACCUGGAAGAAAACUUGGAAGAGACGGUGGUUUGUCCUCAAAGAUGGAGAGCUGCUCUACUACAACUCACCUAGUGAUGUGAUCAGGAAACCUCAGGGUCAGAUAGAGGUCAACGCCACCAGCAGCAUCGCCCGCGGAGAGGGAAAACAAGUCCUCCAGAUAGUGACAGGGAAGCGUGUGUACUACUUGAAGGCCGACUCCCCAAACCUGCUGGAGGAGUGGCUCAGGGUGCUGCAGAGCGUGCUCAGGGUGAAAGCUGCCAGUCCUCUCUUCACCCAGCCGGACAUUCGCCCUGGGAUGAAGGGACUACUCAUCAAGGUGAAGCACGGCUACUCUAAGCGGGUUUGGUGCGCUCUGAUCGGCAAAACCUUGUACUAUUUCCGCAGCCAGGAAGACAAGUUUCCCCUGGGUCAAAUUAAGCUGUGGGAGGCCCGGGUGGAGGAGGUAGAUAGGUCAAGGGAUUCAGAUGACGACUUGAAGGCAUGUGGGCGGGGCUUACAGGCAGCACCUUUCACCAUCGCCAUCCACCCGCAAGAACAAGGACCCACCUACCUGCUCAUCGAGUCCCGCCACGAAAAGGACUCGUGGCUGUACCAUCUGUCUGUGGCGGCAGGCACCACAGUGGGGAAAGUCGGUACUGAGUUUGAGCAACUGGUGGGAAAACUCUUCCAACUGGACGGAGAUCCAAACUCUCAGAUCUGGAGACACCCCAUGUUGUGUUUCAGUAAGGAAGCUCUGCAGUCUCCUCUCACCACCCUGCCUUCACAAGCUCUGCAGACAGAGGCUGUUAAACUCUUUAAGACUUGUCAGCUUUUCAUCAACGUUGCCAUUGAUGCUCCGGCCAUAGACUACCAUGUCUCGCUGGCCCAGAGUGCCUUGCAGGUGUGUCUGGCCCACCCAGAGCUUCAGAACGAGUUCUUCUGCCAGCUCAUUAAACAGACCCGCAGGAGGCAGCCGCACGGCCAUCCAGGACCCCUGCAGGGUUGGCAGUUUCUAGCCUUGUGUGUUGGACUGUUUCUGCCUCAGCAUCCAUUCCUGUGGCUGCUGCAGGUUCACCUCAAAAGACACGGGGACUCCAGGACUGAAGUGGGCAAGUAUGCCAUCUACUGCCAGCUCUAUGAGCGGACCCAGCAGAAGGGUGAGAGGCAGGCCAGGCCGUCCCGUAUGGAGAUCCUGUCCAUCCUGCUUAGGAAUCCCUACCACCACUCGCUGCCAUUCAGCGUCCCUGUUCACUUCCUCAAUAACACCUACCAGGUGGUGAGCUUCGAUGCUUCGACCACAGUCGACGAGUUCCAGUGUCGCCUCAACCAAGACACCGGCAUCAGGAAAACAGGGCUGUCUGGUUUCAGCUUGUACACUGAUGACCCCACUGGGCGAGAGCUGGAACAUUGUCUGCAAGGAGGCAUCAAGAUUUGUGACAUUAUUUCCAAGUGGGAGCAGGCCUCUAAGGAGCAGCACACUGGCAAGUCUGAAAACACCAGGAGCGUCCGUCUCACCUACAAGAGCAGGCUGUACUUCUCUCUCCAGGUCAGGGGGGAGUCAGAGAGAGAGAGGCUGCUGCUGGCUUAUCAGACAAAUGACGCCAUUGUAGCGGGACACUUCCCCGUCAACAAGGAACUGGCUCUGGAAAUGGCUGCCCUGCUGGCCCAGGUGGAAUUUGGGGACUUUGAACGUCCCUUCUCUGCUCCUGGAUCAGCCCAGACCAAGUCAAACCAAACCUUGAAACAAGUUCUGGACAGAUUUUACCCCAAACAUUACCGCAGGGCCUCGUCUGAGGAGCAGCUCAGGCAACUGCUGCAGCGUCUCUCUGCCCGCUGGGCCUCCCUCAGGGGUCGAAGUUCCCCAGAAUGCGUCAGGAUCUACCUGACUGUUGCCAGGAAGUGGCCUUUUUUUGGUGCCAAAUUAUUUGAAGCAGAGUCAAUCACUCCCUCUCCAGAGCAGGGUGCACGUGUCUGGCUGGCAGUGCAUGAAGACGGUAUCAGUGUUCUGGAGCACAACUCUGUCAAGCCACUGGUGUCCCACCCGUACAAGGCCCUGAUGACGUUUGGAGGCUGCAAACAGGACUUCAUGCUGGUUGUGGGGCAGAGUAUUGGUUCCAACGCCGGCAAAGACAAACCUACAGAGAAACAUUUGUUUGCUAUGGACGCCUCCAAGAUAAGGGAGAUCACCCUCCUCAUCUCCAGUUACGUCAACAGCGCUCACCAGCAGAAGGCCGCCGCCCACCACCUGUCUGCCCCGGCUCUGAUGGUGGCUCAGCCCAUCAGCCUGAAGAGCAAAGAGCUGAGGAGCAAAUCCCCGCCAGCACUGGGACGCCCCAGCAAGACCCCCACGCUGCUGUAAAAUCAACCCUGAUCUCUCAAAGAUCCUCCUUUUGCCUGAUUUACAUUUGAAAAUGAAGGAUUUAUGUACAGCUGACGUCAGUGUCACACAGCUCCUCUUUUGUAUCAGUGUAAUGCUGUCAAAUUGUCUCAGUGGGCCAGAUUAAUUGCUGGUAUGUGGAAUGGUCACUUCUCAGCCCACUGGAGGUGAAAAGUCACCUUUAACCAUGGGUUCUCUGCUCUCAUGUGUUCGGUAUAACUUGAUAUCACAAACCAUCAGAGGUUGCAGCUGUGAUCUCAUCAAACAGUAUUCCUGGAAGUCUGCGUCCUUCAAUUUUAAGCAGUAAUUCCACAAUGGUACCUUUCUCUCCUCUGAACUGAAACUGAAGCAGUGGACUCUAUGCAUAGGUACAAAGGUACAACUAAGAGGCUUUGCUCAACACUCUAUAAGGACAUUUUUGUCUCCCUGAUGAAUGUGUUGCUUUUAUGUGCUGAGAGAAAAGGUCAACACUAUUUAUUGACACACUAAGCUAGCGUUCUGAUGUCCUUUCAAUCUGCCCAUGCUGUGUGGUUCAUUUCAUUUUGUAAAGAUGCUCUUUGAAGUAAAUUCUUGUAUUCUCGUCUUAAAUAACAAUGCACAAUCAUACACAGUGUAGAAGAGCCAAUAACGCUUUGUUAAGGAAUAAUUAGGAGGGUAUUUUUGUAUCUUUUUUCCUCCUGUAGGGCACAGUAACUCUACCAGGAAUGAAGAUCCUUACAGUGUUAGAUAUUGUUGUAUAAUGAAGGAUACUGAACAAUAUGAUGAAAGCAGGAGGCAACACUGCAGUGGCAGAACACUGUUCAGAAAGUGCAGUGAAAAUCCUCAUGGUUUGUGCGUCCUCUUUGCAAUGCAAUAGAGUGAAGAAAGAAUCACUUUGGACCCUUUGUGCUCUUCGUUACUGAAUAGCCAGGCGAGUGGUGGAACUUUAAUCAUGUACAAAUACUUCAAGCCUUUGUGGUGGAGCGAAAUCACCAAGAUGCUUUUGCUCUUUUGUUCCACAUGACAUUAAUUAGAGAAGUUAAGGUUACUUUAGAGGAAGAUGGUUAAGAGGAUGUGACAAGUAGGGUACAGGUUGGUGGGAAUGCAUGUGGCAGCUGAAGGGAAGUACUGUGCUCUCUUUGCUGUUUGCUAACUGGCAUGAUGCAGAAUAUGAAGGUAUUUUAUAAAGAUGCAAUGGGAUCAGAUACGGUGACUCAUGUAAUGUAAAGAUAAGCUGGAAGGUAUGUAAGGUACUUCAAACAAGCCGAUUUCCCUCCCAGUAUUAUCUUAAAGGGACAGCUCACCCUCAAGUUUUGGAGCUAUUAGCCAUAGAGAUUUCUGCCUUCUCUUCAUUAUAAUUGGACUGGAUUGUGCCAAAAAGCACCGAAAAAGUACAUUUGAAAAACUCGACAGCAAUGUCUCUUUACAGAGAUCAUGACCCAGUUACUCAUGUAUGAACUAUUUUCUUUCUACUAUACACCCAACAAUCGUAUCACUGUGCAGAAGGAAGCAUGCAUAUACUGCUCGUUCACCUAGCCCUUCUGAGCUGGCUAACGUUACAACUCAGCCCAGAAACUGUUAAUGUUUACAUCUUACACUGUCACGAGCACAAGCCUCUUGUCCAUGAGUAGAUGCACGCUGCCUUCUGCGCAAUGAUACAAUCAGCAGGUGUAGUUCGGUAAAAAAGAAAAUAGUCUCUACUUAAAACUGCUCACAACUAAAGGCACCAAAAAGGUAAAUUCAAAGAAUCAUGACCUGGUUGCUCAAGAUAAUCCAAACAGCUUGUUGUGAGCAGUUUCAUGUAGGAAAUAUUCUGUGGGAGUAGUUUGGUUGAGAAAAAAUAGUUCCUACAUGAAACUGCUUACAACAAGGUCUGCGGUUCAUCUUGAGUAACUGAGUCAUAACUUCUGCAAAGACACAUCACAUUUUUCACAUGCAUUUUUUAGGACUUUAAGCACCACAAACUGAGUGCCAUCUAGUUCAAUUUCUAUGCAACUCACACUAAAACAAUCUAGAUUGAUAAUCAGCACUACAAAUAGAAGGUGAGUAUGUAUUUUUGAUUUUUGGUUGAACUGUACUUUUAAGCCUGUAUACAGUGAGUAUUGUCAGGUAUUAUAUUUAUUUGUCAUAUAAAAUAAUUAUCCUUGGAUUAAGUCUUAUAAUGCUUUAAUAAACUAAACUACAGCAAACAGUCUGCUGGUUUCACUGAGUAACAGCCCAUACACAAUGGGCAGCUGUCCAAUUCUAUAGAAACUGACACUGACACAGUUUUUCCCUACUUCCUGUAGCUACUCUCCCACUAAUAAGCCACCCAGCCUCCUCAUUGGUUCGAGCGUAACUGACGUGUUGAUACCUGCAGCCGGUGCCUGACAGCAAGUGACGCACCCUCAUUCCUGUA
Molecule: messenger RNA, 6984 nt
Organism: Plectropomus leopardus (leopard coralgrouper)
Lineage: Eukaryota; Metazoa; Chordata; Actinopteri; Perciformes; Serranidae
Gene: plekhh2
Product: pleckstrin homology domain containing, family H (with MyTH4 domain) member 2
Biological process (GO): negative regulation of actin filament depolymerization
Cellular component (GO): cytoskeleton; cytoplasm
Molecular function (GO): actin binding
Source: RefSeq, a predicted model, not a curated record